Messenger RNA from Impatiens glandulifera, 2133 nucleotides. Its product is annotated as protein indeterminate-domain 4, chloroplastic-like. The transcript is spliced from 3 exons. Lineage: Eukaryota; Viridiplantae; Streptophyta; Magnoliopsida; Ericales; Balsaminaceae. Bases 339 to 1856 code for a protein of 505 amino acids. Gene Ontology annotation, molecular function: DNA-binding transcription factor activity. The record is from RefSeq and is a predicted model, not a curated record. Gene Ontology annotation, cellular component: nucleus.
GGGACAGAGAAGGGAGAGAGGAAAUUCUUUGUUGAGAGAGAGAAGAGAAAAAGACAAAACUAGGGCUUCCUCGAUACUAAUUGCUUGCUUUCUACCUUCGUCACCGGCUUGUAGCUGUCCGGCCCCUGGAUAUUUCUUCCCCUUUGGUUGUUUCUUCUUGUACCUCAAAUUCCUCAAACCAUGGACAUUCAUCUUUAUUUAUUAACCCUAAUAAUUUUAUAACCUUAAAAAAAACUCCCUCUCCUCUUCCUCCUACUAUAUGUAUCGUGUCUUCUGGCGAUUUACUCAUAAAUUUCUAAAUUGGUUUCUGUAAUCAAGAAACUUCAAAGAAACCAAUCAUGGCCGCCGACUCUUUCCCUUCAACUCUCUUCUUUGGCAUCAAGGAUGAUGAUCAUCAUCACAAACAACAACAACAACAACAAUCUUCCAUUUCCAUCACUAAUUCUUCUUCAACAACUCCAACUCCAACUCCAAUAAAGAAAAGAAGAAACCUACCCGGAGCUCCAAAUCCAGACGCAGAAGUGAUCGCGCUAUCGCCGAAAACACUCAUGGCUACAAACAGAUUCAUUUGCGAGGUUUGUAACAAAGGGUUUCAAAGGGAGCAAAAUUUGCAGCUUCAUAGAAGAGGACAUAAUCUUCCAUGGAAGUUAAAACAGAAGAAUCCUAAAGAAGUGAAGAGAAAGGUGUAUCUUUGUCCCGAGCCGUCUUGUGUUCAUCAUGACCCGUCUCGAGCUUUAGGAGACUUGACUGGAAUCAAGAAACAUUUUUUUAGGAAACAUGGUGAGAAGAAGUAUAAGUGCGAGAAGUGUUCGAAAAAAUACGCGGUUCAAUCGGAUUGGAAAGCACAUUCGAAGACUUGCGGAACUAGGGAAUACAGAUGUGAUUGUGGCACUCUUUUCUCAAGGCGCGAUAGUUUCAUUACACACCGAGCAUUCUGCGACGCUCUAUCUCAAGAGAACACUAGGCACCCUUCGAGCUUAAGCACGAUCGGAAGUCAUCUAUUUGGAAAUGGCACAAACAGCGCAAGCCUCAAUCUUUCUCAUCAAGUAAUCAACAACGUUCAUUCCAUGCCCAUGAUCCAUGAUCAAAACCACCCGUUAACUCUCGGUGGGUCAAAAUACGAUCACCUCCUCCCUUCCUCGAAUCCAUCAAUGCCUUCCUCCGCAUUGUUUCAAUCAUCACAUCACUUGAACCAAGAUCUCGAAACUCAACCUCCAUCUCCUUUCACCCCGAGCUCAGCCUUCCACAGUCUAAUGCACCUCACACCCGAUCAUCACCUUCAAUCCAACAAUAACACACACUCAAAUCUCCUCAACCUCGGUUUCAACAUUCCAUCCAACAUGUCAUCUCUAGGAGGAUUCUCCAUCCACGAGCAGUUAUUCAACAACAACAACAACAAUUUGAUGAGUGAAUCGAUGUUUUCCAACAACGAUGGGCUGUCUCGUCUUUUUGGGAACACGAUGGCACCUCCACACAUGUCGGCCACCGCUUUGCUGCAAAAGGCUGCUCAGAUUGGAUCGACGACAAGUGGACCCGGUGCUUCAAUAUUGAAGGGUUUGGCGAGUAAUGAGAACCAGCUGGAGGGGUUGAUGAAUUCUCUUGGAAGUGGGAAGAAUAUGGGAAGUAACAAUAAUAACAACAAUAAUAAUGGUGAUAGUAAAUUGAUGGGGCAAGGUUUCAAGUUAAGUGUUGGAGGGAGUGAUAGAAUGACCCUUGAUUUCUUGGGAGUUGGAGGAGGAAGAAACAUUAAUGGUAAUAUUGGUGUUGGAUUGGAGAUGGGAAGCUUUGGGGCCAAAGGUAAUACAACAUCUUCAGGAAAUGCAAACCAUAUGUUUGGUGCUCAAGAAUUAUUGUGAACAAAAUACAUAUGAGAGGGUAUGCAUAUGGUUAAAGCUUCAAACAAAGUUACUAAAUUAUGCAUUUUUGUUAUUUCAUUGUCUUUCUUGUUUUUUUUGGCUGAACUUGUUUACUUGUUUAAGGUUACAAUAUCUUCACUUGCUUCAUGUGAUAUCAUAUAUAUGUAUUUGAGUCAUUUAAAUAUCAACAUCUGCCUCUGUUUUAAAAGAAUGUCCCAUCAACAAUAAAAGAAGGGGAGAUGAUUAUGGUAUUUAUAAUUCAUUUACUUUUUUGUUU